Molecule: messenger RNA, 1749 nt
Organism: Argentina anserina (silverweed cinquefoil)
Lineage: Eukaryota; Viridiplantae; Streptophyta; Magnoliopsida; Rosales; Rosaceae
Product: probable pectinesterase/pectinesterase inhibitor 46
Biological process (GO): cell wall modification
Molecular function (GO): pectinesterase activity; pectinesterase inhibitor activity
Source: RefSeq, a predicted model, not a curated record
AUGUCGUCUUUCAAAGCUUAUGGCAAAGUCAGUGAAUCCGACCAAGCCAAGCUCGACACUCGUCGUAAGACUCGCAAGAGAGUCGCCAUCAUUUCCAUUUCCUCUAUAGUUCUUGUCUGCGUCGUCGUUGCCGCCGUAGUUGAAACUGAAACUGCUACUCAUAACUCCAAAAAAGGUGACGACAAUGGCAAAGGUUCGCUUUCCACUUCCGUCAAAGCUGUUUAUGACGUGACAUUAUACCAGGACUCGUGUUAUUCUAGUCUUGGUCCAGCUGCCAACUCCAGCAAUUUGAAGCCUGAGGAUUUGUUCCAGUUGUCGAUUCAGGUGGCGAUCGCCGAAUUGUCCAGAGCCGCCACUCAAAUUUCAAAUGAAGGGCUCUUCAAUGGUAGUGUCACUGACAAAUUGUCAGUCAAAGCCUUGAAAAACUGCGGCGAGCUGCUUAGUCUUGCUUUGGAUCAUCUCAACGACUCGUUGUCUGGGGAUGGUUCCUUGUUUGAAGUGGCUGAAGAUCUCAAAACAUGGUUGAGCGCAGCAGGAACUUACCAGCAGUCAUGUGUAGAAGGGUUUGAGGAUGCUAAAGGAGAGCUCAAGGAUACCAUCGAAAAGUAUCUCAAGGCUUCCACUGAGCUCACUAGUAACAGCCUUGCGAUUGUCUCUUGGAUUUCGAAAGUAGCCAACUCUGUUAAAUUAAGGCGGUUGCUGAGUAACGAUGCUACCGCGGCUAGCCAUGGCAUGCCCAAGUGGCUGCACCAGGCAGAUCGGAGACUAAUUGAAAGUUCUGACUUGAGAAAGAAGGCCAACAUUGUUGUAGCGAAGGAUGGGAGUGGUAAGUACAAGACAAUAAGUGCUGCACUCAAGGCUGUGCCAGACAAAAGCAAGAAGAGAACAGUCAUCUACGUGAAGAAGGGAGUUUAUUUCGAGAAUGUUCGUGUGGAGAAAUCCAAGUGGAACGUCGUGGUGGUCGGCGAUGGAAUGACUUCAACUAUUGUGUCCGCCAGCCUCAACGUCGUGGAUGGAACUCCCACCUUUUCCACUGCAACAUUUGCGGUAUUUGGGAAGGGAUUUGUUGCUAGGGACAUCCGAUUUCACACAGCCGGAGCAGCCAAGCACCAGGCCGUGGCACUAAUGUCAAGUGCUGACCAGACGGUGUUCUACAGAUGCCGCAUUGAUGCAUUCCAGGACUCACUCUACGUUCAUGCCAAUCGCCAAUUCUACCGAGAUUGCGACAUCUACGGAACAGUUGAUUUCAUAUUUGGCAAUUAAGCAGUAGUCCUCCAGAACUGUAAGGUGUUCCCCAGUAAACCAAUGACAGGCCAGCAGAACACGAUCACUGCACAAGGUAAAAUCGACCCUAACCAAAACACAGGAAUCGCAUUUCAGAACUGCACCAUUUGGCCUUUCGGAGACUUGUCUUCGGUCAGGACUUACCUCGGGAGGCCUUGGAAGAAUUACUCCACAACUGUGUACAUGUACAUGCAAACGUUCAUGGGAAGCUUGGUUCACCCAGAUGGAUGGUUGCCUUGGGUAGGCACAACGGCCCCUGACACCAUUUUUUACUCUGAGUUUCAGAAUUUCGGACCUGGUUCUGUCACAAAGAAUAGAGUUAGGUGGAAGGGAUUGAAAACAAUCACCAGCAAAGUGGCCAGAUUUACCGUGCACUCAUUUCUUCAAGGAACCAAGUGGAUUUCUGAUGAAGUGUUCCCCAUAAAUCAGAACUCUGAUCAAAAACACAUUUGGUGGUCUUCAUGA